GUUAAAUUUCCUAACCUACAAAAAUGUCGUGGUUAAUCACAACAAUUAAUUGUUUAAAACAAACUAAAAAUCUUACCCCACAAAAAACUACAAUUCGAUUUCGAUACCAUGCUGAGAAAAUAGCGAGAGGGCCUUUAAUUCGACGACAUGGUUAUGAAGACCAUAUUCAACAAUCCGGUUUAAUGCCAAGAGUUAAAGGGGCUAAAAAGUUGCCAAUGCCUACGUAUAGGCCGAAAGAUGCUUGGUGUGAAAAGCGGGCUUUAUUUGGGCAAAACGAUUACAUAGAUAUCUUGGGAAAUGAGAAAUUGCAUCCUACAAGGAUCUUGUAUAAUGUACCAUCAUGGUUACGAGGAGUGUCAGGGAAUGAAUUUCAAGUUGCAAUUAAAAAGCGAUAUGCUUUGGGUCAAACUAAGUAUCCCUUUGCUAGGCCUACAAAGUGGAAUGAAUUGAAUAAGAGGAUACGGUAUUUGUAUAGGUUUAUGAAUAGGAAGACUCCAACGGGGUAUUCAAAACAAUAAUUUGUAUUUGUGAAUUAUGUUAAUUAGAAAUAAAAAUUAUAACUUAAUA
Molecule: messenger RNA, 567 nt
Organism: Onthophagus taurus
Lineage: Eukaryota; Metazoa; Arthropoda; Insecta; Coleoptera; Scarabaeidae
Gene: mRpL51
Product: mitochondrial ribosomal protein L51
Biological process (GO): translation
Cellular component (GO): mitochondrial large ribosomal subunit
Molecular function (GO): structural constituent of ribosome
Source: RefSeq, a predicted model, not a curated record